GGCUUCCUCGUCCCGCCCUCACCGACACCUCGGGCCCACAUGGCAGCCACCCGCAAGUCCCGCUCCCCGUCGGCCGCCGCCACGGGCCUCGUCGACCACCACCGCUUCCUCCGCCCCGGCGCGCUCGCCCGCCUCCGCGACGCCAGGCUCCGGCGCCGGAUGCCCACCACCACCGCCUCCCGCCUCGCCCCACCCGCGUCGCCUUCGUCCCCGACGGCCCCGUCGUCUCCACCUCCUCCUCCAGUUGCGGCGGCCGGGGGCGGCGCGGUCGCGCCGUACUUCGUGCCCGUGUCGAGGCUCCUCGCGCCGCGGUGCCCCCAGCGGAAGAAGCUCGCGGCGGCGAAGGGGGUGAUGCUCUUCGCGCCACCGCCGCCGCCGAGCCCGAACCUGCCCGUCGAGGUGGCCAUGGAGUUCCUCAGCUCGCCGGACAUGGUGGUCGCCGCUCACUAGAAGGGCGCGUCGUGAUGUGUUUGUUGUGGUAGACCUGUAGAUUUGGGAUCUAGUUCGCACUUGAUUCGAUAGUUUUGUGGUUUACAGUCUUUUUCCUUGUUUGGUUGUAGGGAUCUCCAUGUGAAAACAAAGACAAAAAUAGAAUACUUCUGCUUUGAUUUGCUAGAAAAAUGCGAAAAGUGCAGAAAAGAGUUGUAAUAUGAUUGGGUGUUCUUACAUGAUUUGUUGGAUGCUCUGUGAAUUGAAAGUAAUCAAGGGGAGGUGGUACUGCAGAAAUUGAAAGUUAU
Molecule: messenger RNA, 737 nt
Organism: Oryza brachyantha (malo sina)
Lineage: Eukaryota; Viridiplantae; Streptophyta; Magnoliopsida; Poales; Poaceae
Product: wiskott-Aldrich syndrome protein family member 1-like
Exons: 1
Coding region: 40-450 (136 amino acids)
Source: RefSeq, a predicted model, not a curated record